Populus euphratica (Euphrates poplar) is the source of this 2710-nucleotide messenger RNA. Its product is annotated as pentatricopeptide repeat-containing protein At1g62930, chloroplastic-like. The record is from RefSeq and is a predicted model, not a curated record. The coding region runs from base 172 to 1806 and encodes 544 amino acids. Gene Ontology annotation, molecular function: protein binding. NCBI's taxonomy places the organism in Eukaryota, Viridiplantae, Streptophyta, Magnoliopsida, Malpighiales, Salicaceae. The transcript has 2 exons.
GUUCCAGGUGAAAAAGAACAAAAAAAGAGUUGCAAGAAACGACGUCGGUUUUUCCUGGGAGAACAGUUUAAGGAAAAGAAUUUAAGCUGAAGCGUUACCGUUUCAUCCUAGGUUAAGCCAUGCUUCCCUUUCUUCCCCCUCCGCUGGUCUUCUUCUCUCCUACUUCAAGCGAUGGCCAUGGCAUUGAAGCGGCAAAGUGUUGUAAUGGCCGUUUAUUCUUCAGCUUCAACCCUUUUAGGGUUUCAUUCUCAGCGAAGCCAAACUGAAAUGGGUAUGAUUUGCUGUCUUCAUGCUUCCACUAUGAGUCGUAGUCGUAGUGGUAGGCAAAAGUACCAAAAGGGAUGUUCUUUUACAAACAUUGAAGAUGCCUUGUUUUCUUUCAACCACAUGAUUCAUAAGCAUCCCCUGCCUUGUAUUGUUGAAUUUGAUAAGUUAUUGUCAGCUCUUGUUAGAAUCAAACAUUAUGGGACUGUGCUUUCUUUGUCCAAACGAAUUGAAUUGCUGCGGAUUGAACGUGAUGUCUUUCAUUUUAACAUUUUGAUCAAUUGCUUCUCUCGCUUGCAACGUGUCGAUUUUGCCUUCUCUGUCUUGGGAAAAAUCAUUAAGCUUGGUUUUGAACCUGAUGCUGUGACUUUUUCUAGUUUAAUUAAUGGGCUUUGUUUUGAGGAUAAAUUUGCUCGUGCUAUGGAAUUCUUUGAUGAGAUUGUGGCGAGCGGAUAUCAACCCAAUCUACAUACUUAUAAUACGAUUAUAAAAGGUUUUUGCAAGAUUGGGAAAACCACCGUCGCUGUUGGAUUGCUCAAGAAAAUGGACAAGGUGGGUGGCCGACCGGAUAUUGUAAUCUACAAUACAAUUAUUGAUGGCCUUUGCAAGGAUAGACUAGUCAAUGAAGCUUUAGAUAUCUUCUCUGAGAUAAAGGGUAAAGGCGUUCGGCCUGAUGUAUUCACUUAUAGUAUCUUAAUGCAUGGUCUAUGCAAUUCAGACCAGAAGGAAGAGGCUUCAGCAUUGUUCAAUGAAAUGAUGAGUCUGAACAUCAUGCCAGAUGUAGUUACCUUCAAUAUUUUGGUUGAUAAACUUUGUAAAGAAGGCAUGCUUUCAGAGGCUCAAGGAAUAAUCAAAAUAAUGAUUGAAAAGGGUGUGGAGCCUAAUUAUGCGACUUAUAAUUCAUUGAUGAACGGCUAUUGUUUGCAAAACAAAGUUUUUGAAGCUAGAAUGGUAUUCGAUGCAAUGAUAACCAAGGGCUGCAUGCCUAAUGUUGUUAGUUACAACAUCUUAAUCAAUGGAUAUUGUAAGGCCCAGAGGAUAGAUGAGGCAAGAGAACUUUUCGAUGAAAUGAGUUUUCGAGGCUUAAUUCCUAACACUUUUAAUUACAACACUCUUAUUAGUGGCUUGUGCCAAGCAGGGAGACAUUGUGAAGCAAAAGAGCUUUUCAAGGAUAUGCAAGCCCAGGGCUGCUCCCCAGAUUUAGUAACUUGCACAAUUUUGCUCGACAGCUUAUGCAAACUAGGGUAUCUUGAUAAUGCAUUGAGAUUGUUUAGAGCAAUGCAAGAUAGUUGCUUGAAACCUAAUUUGGUAACCUAUGAUAUCCUGAUUCGUGCCUUGUACAAAUCCGGGAAUCUUAAAACUGCAAGGGAACUGUUUAUGGAAUGCACAUUCAAUGGAUUGCAACCUGAUGCUAGGGUAUCUACUGUAAUAAUAAAUGGACUUUGCAGAGAAGAUUUGAUAGAUGAAGCAUACAAAGCUUUCAGAAAAAUGGAAGAGGAUGGCUGUCCACCAGACGUUUGCUCAUACAAUGUUAUUGUCUGAGGAUUUCUCCAGAACAACGAGAAGAUUUGAUAGAUGAAGCAUGCGAAGCUUUCAGAAAAAUGGAAGAGGAUGGCUGUCCACCAGAUGUUUGCCCGUACAAUGUUAUUGUCUGAGGAUUUCUCCAGAACAACAAGAAGAUUUGAUAGAUGAAGCAUGCGAAGCUUUCAGAAAAAUGGAAGAGGAUGGCUGUCCACCAGAUGUUUGCCCGUACAAUGUUAUUGUCUGAGGAUUUCUCCAGAACAACAAGAAGAUUUGAUAGAUGAAGCAUGCGAAGCUUUUAGAAAAAUGGAAGAGGAUGGCUGUCCACCAGACGUUUGCCCAUACAAUGUUAUAAUCUGAGGAUUUCUCCAGAACAACGAGAAGAUUUGAUAGAUGAAGCAUGCAAAGCUUUCAGAAAAAUGGAAGAGGAUGGCUGUCCUCCAGAUGUUUGCUCAUACAAUGUUAUUGUGAGGAUUUCUUCAGAACAAUGAGAAGAUUUGAUGGAUGAAGCAGACAAAGCUUUCAGAAAAAUGGAAGAGGAUGGCUGUCCACCAGGUGUUUGCCCAUACAAUGUUAUUGUCUGAGGAUUUCUCCAGAGCAACGAUGCAUCAAGGGCAGAACAACUUAUUUUGUUUAUGCUCAUUUCUGAGUUGAGCAAUGAAAGCUGUUUAAUUCUUCUCUAGAUGAUUAGACGUAUUUGGAUUUUCAUAAUAAGUAACUUUGAAGAUGCUCUUGGCUGCAAUUUGCGUGGAUGCUACCUUUCUUUUGCAAAUGAAAACAAAUAAAUAUGCAAAGCACUUCCACUGAGUUUUAUUUUAUUUAUACAUUUAUUUAUUGUUUUCAAAUAGCUUUUUCUGUUUGCGGAAUACGAUUAUAUGUCAUUUUGUUUGUUGAAUACAUGUACGGUAUGUUCUCAAGAAAAAAA